AUGUCACUGGUUGCAGGACCUGGGGUGGGAGGAUCACACUCGACCUUGCCCUCAAAUCUCAGCCUGGUGGUGGAAAAGCAUGUCAAAUAUAUCCAGCUCCUGGAUACUCGAAAAGAUGAACUCGACUACUGGUUGACCGAACACCUGAGGUUGAAUGGUGUGUACUGGGGUUUGACAGCCCUUCAUCUCCUCGGCUAUCCAGAUGCCCUGCCCCGUGACAAAACCUUGCAAUUCGUCUUCUCCUGCCAGAACCCAGAUGGGGGUUUUGGUGCUGCUCCUGGGCAUGAUUCCCACAUGUUGUACACCGUCAGCGCCGUCCAGAUUCUUGCCACAAUCAAUGCCUUGGAAGCCUUGGACAAGCCCGAAAGAGGAGGAAAGGAGCGAACCGCAAAAUACAUCGCAAGCCUACAGAACGCCGAUACAGGUACCUUUGCCGGAGAUGAGUGGGGUGAGACAGACACUCGCUUUCUCUAUGGUGCCUUCAAUGCCCUCUCCAUCCUGGACAUGAUGCACCUAGUGGAUGUGGACAAGGCUGUCUUCCACAUUCAGGCUUGUGCAAAUUUCGAUGGAGGGUUUGGUCGAUCGCCUGGCGCCGAGUCUCAUUCUGGCCAAAUAUUUACUUGUCUCGGGGCUUUGACGAUCGCUCGCAGACUGGACAUUGUGGACCAUGACCGGCUGGCCGCAUGGUUAAGUGAAAGACAACUUCCCAACGGUGGGCUCAAUGGCCGCCCAGAAAAGCUUGAAGACGUUUGCUAUAGUUGGUGGGUGCUCAGCAGCAUCUCAAUGCUGGGAAAGCUGCGCUGGAUCGAUGCUGCAGAAUUGAUCAAAUUUAUUCUGAGGUGUCAAGACGCCGAUCGAGGUGGAUUUGCAGACAGACCCGGCGACAUGGUGGACGUUUUCCAUACCGUGUUCGGUCUUGCAGGGUUGAGCUUGCUGGGCUAUCCGGGCCUCGUCGAGGUCGACCCCGUAUAG
Cladophialophora psammophila CBS 110553 is the source of this 972-nucleotide messenger RNA. RefSeq names its product geranylgeranyl transferase type-2 subunit beta. Gene Ontology annotation, biological process: protein geranylgeranylation. The record is from RefSeq and is a predicted model, not a curated record. The transcript has 3 exons. Gene Ontology annotation, cellular component: Rab-protein geranylgeranyltransferase complex. NCBI's taxonomy places the organism in Eukaryota, Fungi, Ascomycota, Eurotiomycetes, Chaetothyriales, Herpotrichiellaceae. Bases 1 to 972 code for a protein of 323 amino acids. Gene Ontology annotation, molecular function: Rab geranylgeranyltransferase activity.